UUUCGUACUUCCUUUCUGACCGGAAGAGCUGUUGUUUUUGUUAUCCAAAAUGGCGGCGGGGAUGUAUUUAGAACACUACCUGGACAGCAUAGAGAAUCUGCCAUUUGAGCUGCAGAGGAAUUUCCAACUGAUGAGAGACUUGGACCAAAGGACUGAGGACCUGAAGGGACAGAUUGAUUCUCUGGCACGGGAAUACACAUCCAAUGCACGGACGCUGUCUUCAGAACAGAAGCUAUCCCUUCUGCGGCAAAUCCAGCAAUCCUAUAGCAAGUGCAAGGAGUUUGGCGAUGAUAAAGUGCAGCUGGCUAUGCAGACAUAUGAGAUGGUGGACAAACACAUCCGGCGGCUAGACACAGACCUGGCCCGCUUUGAGGCCGACCUGAAGGAAAAGCAGAUUGAGAGCACCGACUACGACUCCACCUCCAGCAAGGGCAAAAAGAGUGAGCCACGAGGGCCCAAAGAGAAGAAAGUGGCUCGAACUCGGUCAAAGGUGAAGAACUCAGACGAUGACGGCAGCCCCAAAAAUGGACAGAAAAAAGUGAAGCUUAUCCAUACGGCGGAGUUCAAUCCUCCUGCAGUGAAUUUCGGGAACGUCCACCCUUCUGAUGUAUUGGACAUGCCAGUGGAUCCCAACGAGCCCACCUACUGCCUCUGUCACCAGGUUUCAUAUGGAGAAAUGAUUGGCUGUGACAACACGGAUUGCUCCAUUGAAUGGUUCCACUUUGCCUGUGUGGGACUGACGACCAAGCCCAGAGGAAAAUGGUACUGUCCACGCUGCUCUCAGGAGAGGAAAAAGAAAUAAACGGAGAACAAGAUGGGACACAACAUUUGAGAUGGGGCUUGAGAGAGGAGAGGGGGAUUAAGAGUUCUCCCUCCCUCAUGGGGUAGUAAUGAUGUAGGCUUUGGUUAGUCUCCCCACUCCAGUGUUUGGUGCUUGUUUUCCCCAUAUAUCUACUUUCCCGUCUGUCUGAGGCAGGGAGUGACAAUGUGAUGGAGGAGUAGUUACAGCUGUAGUUUUAUUUUUGGAAUAAUGGUUAAUGGAUUUUCUUUUCUCUCCUUUUUAAAAAAAAAAACCAAGUUAUUAGAAAACUGACAGUGGAUCACAAGCAGCAUUAAUUUCCAGUGAUCCCAUCACUGACCUGGGCAUGGAUACCUUGUAUGGUGCUUCACAAUAUACUGUAUUUGUUGGUCAAGACUGUCCAAAUGUAGUAUGCAGAACUGGAAUACUUUUAAGAUGGAUUGUUCUGUGGUAGUAUGCAACUGUGUGCUCUUUUUACAGUGCUCAACAAUAGUUAGUAUGUCAAUGGGUGCUGCAUUACAUUAAUUUAAACAGUAUUAUGUUUGGAUUGAAAUUACAAGGCCUUCAGUAUAUGACUGGACCACACUAAUAUUACUGUGCUUGAUUGAACAAGGUUGGAAUGGACUUUGUGUAAGAAAAACAGCCAAUGUAAAUAAUUGAUAUACCAUUGAGGAAAAAGUGUACAUUUGUUUUGAAUUGUUAAAUACAACUACUAACGUGAAUAAUUCUGCCUCAUUUAUUUUGACAAGCACAACCAAACGGCAAUUGCUGUCUUAGUGGGUGAGGAUGUCUGAUUGCUCCAUCCCACAAACUGUGUCCCAGUUAGCCAAAAAAGCCAGUUAGCCAUACUAUUUUUAGUAUGCCUUUGUUUUGGAAUCAUUCUGUAAAGAAUAAUUGAAAGGACUAGUAUGAUGUGGGAACACGUGUGAAGUAUUUUACUCGGUUAUUAUAUUUGAUUAUCUAACUUCUGUGGGAUUGAUAAUAAAUGUAGCCAUUUUUUUGUAA
Molecule: messenger RNA, 1804 nt
Organism: Conger conger (European conger)
Lineage: Eukaryota; Metazoa; Chordata; Actinopteri; Anguilliformes; Congridae
Product: inhibitor of growth protein 4-like
Exons: 8
Coding region: 50-802 (250 amino acids)
Biological process (GO): regulation of DNA-templated transcription; positive regulation of apoptotic process
Cellular component (GO): nucleus
Source: RefSeq, a predicted model, not a curated record